This is a messenger RNA of Branchiostoma belcheri (Belcher's lancelet), 1777 nucleotides long. Its product is annotated as gastrula zinc finger protein xLCGF3.1-like. The coding region runs from base 143 to 1120 and encodes 325 amino acids. Gene Ontology annotation, molecular function: RNA polymerase II cis-regulatory region sequence-specific DNA binding; DNA-binding transcription factor activity, RNA polymerase II-specific. The transcript has 2 exons. Gene Ontology annotation, biological process: central nervous system development; regulation of transcription by RNA polymerase II. Gene Ontology annotation, cellular component: nucleus. The record is from RefSeq and is a predicted model, not a curated record. Lineage: Eukaryota; Metazoa; Chordata; Leptocardii; Amphioxiformes; Branchiostomatidae.
CCCAGAAACGGCACAGUGUGAGGAGCAAUUUUUUCGGAGCGUCUCUCGACUUUUCGUACGGUUCAACAGGUUUAGAGGCUCGUCACAGGCGAUUGUGCUUGAGGUGACUUUCCGAAUUGCUUGGAAUACUAGUACAGUAGACAUGGCGUCAACAAGCAGCGUGCAGCAUUCUGAUGAUGGCAGGAGGGGAUCUGGAGUGGAUUCUGCUGAAACCAUCAUCAACCAGAAAGGAAAUGGAGGAGGGAAGGGUGGGAAAGAGUCUCGCAGAGGGGGAAAAGUACACAAAUGUGAGGAGUGCGGGAAGACCUUCAGCAAACCGAGUGAUCUGAAGACCCACAUGCGGAGCCACACAGGGGAGAAACCCUACAGGUGCGAGGAGUGCAGCAAGCAGUUCAGUCAGCUGAGUCAUCUGAACUCCCACAUGCGGACUCAUACAGGAGAGAAACCCUACACAUGUGAGGAGUGCAGCAGUCAGUUCAGUCACCUGAGUCAACUGAAGAUACAUAUGCGAACCCACACAGGAGAGAAACCCUACACCUGUGAGGAGUGCAGUAAGCAGUUCUCUAAUCUGAGUUCCCUGAAGAUCCACAUGCGAACCCACACAGGGGAGAAACCCUACACUUGUGAGGAGUGCAGCAAGCAGUUCAGUACUCUGAGUACUCUGAAGACUCACAUGCGAACCCACACAGGGGAGAAACCCUACACCUGUGAGGAGUGCAGCAAGCAGUUCAGUACUCUGAGUACUCUGAAGACUCACAUGCGAACCCACACAGGGGAGAAACCCUACACCUGUAAGGAGUGCAGUGGGCAGUUCACUAUUCUGAGGUCCCUGAAGAUCCACAUGCGAACCCACACAGGAGAGAAACCCUACACGUGUGAGAAGUGUAGCAGGAAGUUCAGUGUACAGAGUAAUUGGAAAACACACAUGCAAACCCACACAGGGGAGAAACCCUACAAGUGUGAGGAGUGUAGCAGAAAGUUCAGUGUACAGGGUAAUUUGAAUAGACAUAUGCGAACUCACACUGGAGAGAAACCCUUCACGUGUGAGGAGUGUAGCAGGCAGUUUAGUGAGAUGCGUAGUCUGAGGAAACACAUACAAACUCACAUGGGAGAGACCUGAGGAGGGGACAGAAGAAGUACAGCGGACAGUGUAGUGUAUUUAAGAAGCAAAUGCGGACCCAGAAAUUAGGAACUGUACAGGUGUGUAGGAACUGUCAGGUGUAAUGAGUUUGGGAGGAAGGUCUGGACAUCGGAUCAUUUUCAGACAACUUCAAUAACCUGGGAAGAUUUACAAUCAGGCACAACAGCUUGUGUCACUAGAGGAUGUGUAAUUUUUUAUGAUGAUGUCAUGUUGUAGUCAUUUAUGCACUUGAUUUGGUGCUUUUGCUAUUUUAUAUAGGUAUUACUAUUAGAAGUGUGUUUUGUUCACCUUUUUGUUUCUAUUCAUUUCUUCAAGUUAUUUGCAAACUGACUUUUUCUUGAUUGAAGUCAUGUAAUAGUCGUAGAAUAUUGUUCUUAUAUGUAGUGCAUUAGUUAGUUUAAUUUAGAAUAACUGUUCAAUAUGUAGAUACACGUACAACGUAGUCGGUUGUAGGUUCUUAGCUCUGGUUUAGAUGUGAUAAGCUUGUACAUAUAACUUAACAUUUGUAAUAGAGUAGUCAUAGGGAGGGAUUUUGUUCUUGUUAUUUGGAGAGCAUUUAUUGUUGUUAUUGUUACUGUUCAAACCAGGCCCAUCUAAUGGAUCUUGCUGAAGUUCAUGUAGGUAAAGUAUAUAUAU